CCUCCGCUAAUAAAUAUGACGUCAGGAAAGUGUUGGAGGGUUGUCAAAGGAGCCAGUUUUCGCGAACGAAGAUCAAAAUUGCAGAGACAGAGAGGGAGAUACUUUCGAGGUCGUGCAAUUACAGCCAUGGGAAAUCAUUUCCCUGUGGCCGAGCGCAACGACAGUAAGAUGCCUUUGGGAGAUGAUGGACAUGCCUGGAAAAAGAAGACUUCAGACAUUAAGGAGAUCUACGACUUCAAAGAAGUUCUGGGGACUGGUGCCUUCUCAGAGGUCGUCCUGGCCGAGGAGAAGAGAACCCAGAGGCUGGUGGCCAUAAAGUGCAUCCCCAAGAAAGCUCUAGAGGGGAAGGAGAACAGCAUUGAGAAUGAGAUUGCUGUCCUGCACAAAAUGAAGCAUGCCAACAUUGUUUCCCUGGAGGACAUUUUUGAGAGCAAAUCCCACCUCUACCUCGUCAUGCAGCUCGUGUCUGGUGGGGAGCUCUUUGAUAGAAUUGUGGAGAAGGGCUUCUACACAGAGAAGGAUGCCAGCAAGCUCAUUCAACAGAUCCUGGAUGCUGUGAAGUACCUCCAUGAUAUGGGCAUCGUGCACCGGGACCUGAAGCCAGAGAAUCUGCUGUACUACAGCAUGGACGAAGACUCCAAGAUCAUGAUAAGUGACUUCGGACUGUCCAAGAUCGAGGGCUCAGGCAGUGUGAUGUCCACUGCGUGCGGAACCCCUGGAUACGUAGCUCCGGAGGUCUUGGCUCAGAAACCGUACAGCAAGGCGGUGGACUGCUGGUCCAUAGGAGUCAUCGCAUACAUUCUUUUAUGCGGGUACCCUCCAUUUUAUGAUGAAAACGAUGCCAAGCUCUUCGAGCAGAUCUUAAAAGCAGAGUACGAGUUUGACUCUCCGUACUGGGACGAUAUCUCAGAUUCAGCCAAAGACUUCAUUGUUCAUCUUAUGGAGAAAGACCCCAGGAAACGGUAUACGUGUGAACAGGCACUGCAGCACCCCUGGAUUGCUGGAGACACUGCCCUGGACAAGAACAUCCAUGAAUCUGUCAGCGCACAGAUUAAAAAGAACUUUGCCAAAAGCAAGUGGAAGCAAGCUUUCAAUGCCACGGCGGUGGUCAGACACAUGAGGAGACUACAGCUGGGAACCAGUCAGGAGGGCCCCAGCCAGAUCACACCCACCAGCCCCUGCCACGGAAACCUGCUUGUGCCUGAAGAAGAUGAAAAUGAAGAGCAGGGCUCCUCGGACUGUGUUGGCGACUGUCCCAAGAGCGAUGGUGGGAGCCCAGAACACGAUGGUGUCCAGAACUGCACAUACCACUGCCAACCAGCCAGCCGGGUCUGAGCAGAACCACGUCACCAUGGCAGCCUGUUUCACUGCAGCCCAGAACCCCAGUCUGGCCAGGAAUACUGAGAUAUUCCAGCUGCCCCCACCAGGGUGCGCUGCUGUGUAAAAAAAAAAAAAAUCCAGGGUGGGGAGGGACUCUGUGCCAGUCGAGGGAGUCACUAGGAGAACGUUGAUACAGAGGGGAAGAGGAACAUUCCCCCUCCCAGGUGUAUCAUGGGUAAUUCUCUGGGAGUUGGAGCUCAGACAAUGUUUUUCAUUUUUAAAUGUAGAUCUGUUUUGUUUUCAUCUAAUUAUGUAUGGGUUUUUAUCAUUACUUAAAAAUUUUUCCAAACAAAACCAAGUCCCUGGAGAUGUAUGCUUGAGCUGGUGAACCCUGUGACUCUUCCCUGAAGUGUUUACUGAAGAAUGACUUUAGCAGAGGAGUCCUGUCCUGCAAUAAGCAGUUCAGUCCCCUCACAGAUGACAGUAAGCAUACGUGAUGCACAUGCUAUACCCCAUAGGUCAGUAAGAACACUCCUGUAGGGAAAAUCUAAAAGAGUUCUGCUGUCCUGUGUUUUUAAUCGGAUGCACCGGACAGCUAGCUUGGUUCACUAAAUGUCAGUUUAGGUGCAUCGCUGCAUCCCCUUGGGCUUGUGGGUUAGCUAUUUCAAGCUUUGAUUGGAUUUUAAUGAUAUCAUGCUGUCUUAGUAAGGCACUGAUAAAAGGCAGAUAUGACGCAUUAUUCAGUGCCUUGAGGGUUGUGGUAUCAAGUGAUUGUUUUCUGGUAUUUUUCCUCUUCUUUCCAAUCAAGAUAAAUAUUUUCUCUGCCUGUGUAUAAAAUGUAUACUUAUUGGCCUUUUUAAAGAAUCAUCCUUCCUCUCAGUUUUUUGUAAUGUUUCCACGUGGCAAAUGCAACAUAUAAAUGCAAAGCAUCACUUUAACCUCCUCCUCAGUACCCUAAUUUUUGCAGCUACUACCGUCCCUGUGAGUAAUAAGACACUUUCCAGUGCAGCCCUUUGAAGUCUGUUAGCCAUCGGCGCCUAUCAGUAUCAGUCCCUCCAUGACCUGAACAUGAGCGUGUCAUUGUCGUCCAGCCUCUCUGUUUGUUCCAAGUGACCGCUUGCUACUCAUUAUUCUGUCAUAGCGGCGUGAAAUUGUUCCAGAGCCCAUAUAUCAGCGCCCAUAAGAUGACAGUCAGUCACCACAGUCGUGGACAGAUAGAGAGACUUGCCUUUGUGUCGCUGCCAGCCCCUUCCCUUUUCUCACCGCUUCGGCACUUGCCUGAAGCUCUGGGUUGGUGUUUAAUGCUGUGUGCAUCUUCGCAGAAGCAUCUGAAUAUGGUUUAUGCUCUUUGCUACAUGCUGUUAGCACAUGCCGUCCCAUAUGAUUCCAAAGGUACUGAAUGUUUUCCUGGUGACAUGUGGUGUUGCAAAAAAUUUGAACUCAUGGGUCAUGGUGGUGAAAGUGCUUGAUGAGAGAAUAUCUUAUUGCACUUGAAAACACCUAUUGUAUGGGAGGUGGAAGGUUAGCCCUUUUUUUGAAAUUACUGCAUGACACCGACCUUUUGAAAUUCAGGUUAAGAAGGCACAUUUUACUCGCCAGAUACUGGUAAUAUUUAUUAUUGGGGUAGACCCUACAUUGAUAUAUUGCCAUUGUUAUUUCUUUAUUUCCUCUGCAUAAUUGCAGCUGUACAGAUGUUAUUUGAAUUAAAGAAUGUAACAAAAUCAUUUUUA
This is a messenger RNA of Anguilla anguilla (European eel), 3050 nucleotides long. It is a transcript of the gene camk1b, whose product is annotated as calcium/calmodulin-dependent protein kinase Ib. Gene Ontology annotation, cellular component: intracellular anatomical structure. The record is from RefSeq and is a predicted model, not a curated record. Gene Ontology annotation, biological process: peptidyl-serine phosphorylation. NCBI's taxonomy places the organism in Eukaryota, Metazoa, Chordata, Actinopteri, Anguilliformes, Anguillidae. Gene Ontology annotation, molecular function: calcium/calmodulin-dependent protein kinase activity; calmodulin binding; ATP binding. The coding region runs from base 16 to 1335 and encodes 439 amino acids. The transcript has 13 exons.